AGAGCUUCCUGGAAACCGUUGCCUAGCAGCGGCGAUGCCGCCGCGGACGGGGCCCUUAGCAACGGGAGCAUGCCGGUGUGGGUGCGCGACUACAGCUGGGAGCAAACGGCCGAGGCCGUCUACCUGGUCGUCCCCUGGAGGGCCGCCCCGCUCCGCCGCGACGGCAUUUUCUGCGCCGAGCGAUACCUCAAGGUCUGCGGUAGCCCGGGAGGGGGGCAGGCAGGGCCUGGGGGUGGGGUGGCCCUCAUGCGGCUGGGGGCCCUUGGCCAGGAAAGGAAAAGAAACAGUUGUUGUUGUUGUUGUUGUUGUUGUAGUGACAGGGCGCCUGUAUGUGUCUGUUGUUGUUGUUUAGUCGUUUAGUCGUGUCCGCCUCUUCGUGACCCCCUGGACCAGAGCACGCCAGGCACUCCUGUCUUCCACUGCCUCCCACAGUUUGGUCAGACUCAUGCUGGUAGCUUCGAGAACACUGUCCAGCCAUCUCGUCCUCUGUCGUCCCCUUCUCCUUGUGCCCUCCAUCUUUCCCAACAUCAGGGUCUUUUCAAGGGAGUCUUGUCUUCUCAUGAGGUGGCCAAAGUAUUGGAGCCUCAGCUUCAGGAUCUGUCCUUCCAGUGAGCACUCAGGGCUGAUUUCCUUAAGAAUGGAGAGGUUUGAUCUUCUUGCAGUCCAUGGGACUCUCAAGAGUCUCCUCCAGCACCAGAAUUCAAAAGCAUCAAUUCUUCGGCAAUCAGCCUUCUUUAUGGUCCAGCUCUCCCUUCCAUACAUCACUACUGGGAAAACCAUAGCUUUAACUAUAUGGACCUUUGUUGGCAAGGUGAUGUCUCUGCUUUUUAAGAUGCUGUCUAGGUUUGCCAUCGCCUUUCUCCCAAGGAGCAGGCGUCUUUUAAUUUCGUGGCUGCUGUCCCCAUCUGCAGUGAUCAUGGAGCCCAAGAAAGUAAAAUCUCUCACUGCCUCCAUUUCUUCCCCUUCUAUUUGCCAGGAGGUGAUGGGCCCAGUGGCCGUGAUCUUCGUUUUUUUGAUGUUGAGCUUCAGACCAUAUUUUGCGCUCUCCUCUUUCACCCUCAUUAAAAGGUUCUUUAAUUCCUCCUCACUUUCUGCCAUCAAGGUUGUGUCAUCUGCAUAUCUGAGGUUGCUGAUAUUUCUUCCGGCGAUCUUAGUUCCGGCUUGGGAUUCAUCCAGCCCAGCCUUUUGCAUGAUGAAUUCUGCAUAUAAUAAGCAGGGAGAGAAUAUAUGUAUGUGUCUACUCAGAAGUAAAUCCCAGCGAGGUUUGCCCUCAUCAGGCCCACGUAGGUCUUGCAACCUUAAGCUAGUGUUGCUGCUCUUUAAGGUAGAAUCAUAGAAUUGUGAAGUUGGAAGGGACCCUGAGGGUCAUCUAGUCCAGCCCUCUGCAACACUGGAAUUCUGAUCGGAUCUCCCCUUCUUGCUUAAGUGCUUUUCUUUAAAGGAGCCACAGAGGGAUGCCUCAAUCUGGAUCGAAAGAGCAGCACUGGGGGUGGGGUGAGGGUGUUACUGGGUUGUUGUCUUUAUUUUGAUUGCAUAUAUUGUGUUUUUUAGGUCGAUCUUUUUUGUGAACCGCCUGAGACCUCCGGGUACAGGGCGGUAUAUAAAUUCAAUAAAUAGUAAUAACAAUAACACAGGAGUAUGCAGCUAUCCCAUAUGGGGAUCAAACCUGCAACCUUGGCGUUAUCAGCACCACACUCUACCCAGGCUGACAAAUGAGUUGGGGCCUAGCAGGUUCGGGGCAAAUAUAACGUGUAAAUGUUUUGGGAUACAUAUUAUUAUUAUUAUUUAUUUAUUGCAUUUAUAGCAUUUAUAUCCCACCUUUCCUCCAAGCAGCUAAAGUUGGUGUGAAGCUUUGACUUGUGCCCCCAGCGUGCUGCCCAAGUGUGUUUCUUAAAUGCAAGCAUAUUCAUGUUGAUUUCUAAAUGUUCUUCUUAGGUAAAUUCUCCUCCGUUUCUAUUUGAAGCCAUUCUCUAUGCUCCUAUAGAUGAUGUCCGCAGUACUGCCAAAAUCGAGAAUGGCUCAGUUUUCUUCACCCUCUAUAAAAAAGAAGCGGCCAUGUGGGAAUCCCUCAUUAUGGAAAAUGGUGAGUUUUCCAUUGGGUUGGUCUUAAACAAACCUUUGCUGACCUUCCUGCAGUAUAUUAUAUUAUAUUAUAUUAUAUUAUAUUAUAUUAUAUUAUAUUAUAUUAUAUUAUAUUAUAUUAUAUUAUAUUAUAUUAUAUUAUAUUUUAUAUUAUAUUAUAUUAUAUUAUAUUAUAUUAUAUUAUAUUAUAUUAUAUUAUAUUAUAUUAUACUAUACUAUAUUAUAUUAUAUUAUAUUAUAUUAUAUUAUAUUAUAUUAUAUUAUUAAUUUUCUUUGCCACAUAUAUGCAUCACCAUACUUAUUAUAUAUUAGCACUCACAAUUCCUAACAUUUUAUAUCUGAUUUAACUAAAGCUUAACAAGUGAUGUGAUGCCCAGAUACAGCAAUCAACCUGGUUUUUGUCUUACAUACAAUCAUAACUUUUCAUUUAGCAAUAACCCUUAUUUUUUACUAUAUUCAGUAAAGUUAAUCCAGUUUGCCAUAAAGUUGUCUUGUCUUUGUUUCCUAAUUUUAAUAAAGUGUGUUAGUCUAGUGAUUAGGGCAAACCCCUUUCCAUGGGCGUAGCUAAGGGGGGCGGGGGGGGGGCAGAUGCCCCUCUCCCUAGAUUCACAAAUAUUUUUGAAAAGCAUUGAAAGUUGUUGUCUGAUGUAGAGCUGUAUAUAUCCUUUAGAACAUCCACAUUUCUUGCCAAGGCUUUACAUAUUUGUGUAAUAAAACUUAAAGGGGGAAUGGGAAAUUAUUUUUCCUGUAAAGGUCGGGGAGUAGAAAUGUAAACCACUAUUAUUAGCAGUAUUCUUGUUAUUAUUAUUUUUAUGUGUGUAAUGGCUGCUCGCUAAACACAAUAAAUUGAACUGAACUAAACUCAAUUAUCUGAGGUUCUGCCCCUCCCCCCGCCCCCAGCAGAAGCUUGUCCCCUGCAAUGUCCUGUUUAUAGGGUAUUUUUACCCAUGAUUUCCUAAAAAAAUCUCAACAACUUUGGCUGCACCUCCCCCCCCAAAAAAAAAUCCUGGCUACACCCAUGCCCCCUUCCUUUGUCAACUCAUCUUUUUAACAAAUGAUGCAAUCAGCAGUCUCCACUUCCCCACAUAUUGAUUGGACUCAAGGCAGCUUACAGAUAAAUACAAGAACUGUUAAAACAUAGAAAAAAACAAUCAUUAAAAAAAAUUAAACAUAAAGAGUUUUAGCUGCUCUUGCCAUAUAAGAAACACCGGUUCUAGUAGACUUUCAUAUCACACAGUCCCUUUUACAUGACUUUUUAUUUUUAUCCAAUAUUUCUUUGCCAUAUCACAUUCCUGCCACAUGUGGAACAAGUCACCCUUCUUUUAAAAUAUGUGGGCAGCAUUGUGUUUUACCUUGCCACCAUGGUUUAUGUGUGCUGCUGGUGGCAGAAACUAAACUAAUCACAUUGGUAAACUGCUCUGUGUAAACUGGUUAUCUUCAUAAUUUGGCAAUGGAUGAGAGGCCAAACAGUUUGAUCCAAAAGCCAGAAGCAGCAUUAUAAAAUUGGGAAGUAAGAGUGAGCUAAAAUGUCAGGCUGUGGUGAUAACCCCUCCAGCCAGUGCUGCAAAGGCAAAGAGGGGUGGGUAAGUAGUAAUUAAUUUGUCCCCAGAAGGGUUUCGUCUGCAAGGAGUCCUAGGCUCCUCCCCAUGGAUUGCUUACUGCUUCAGGGGGCAUGAUCUUUAGGUCCUCUUCUUGCCACUACUGUCCAGGGAGAACAAUUCAGUUCCCAGCUCCUUGGCUGCAGCUUUGUCACUGGAAGUCUCUUUUCCCCUUCCUUCCUGCUGUUGGAUGAGGGGAUGGAAGGAGUUGACCAAUCAGCAGUGUUUGGCUUGCCUUACUGCCCCACGAAGAACAGUGCCUGAAUAUCACUGCAGCUGAUACAGUUUCAGAAUCUCUCAUUUCUCAUACCUCAAUUGUACUAUCACACCUAUUGGUCUUUUAAUUGAUAUUGGAAUGGUUCUCUUCAGGGGACAAGGGAGAAAUGCAGAGAAUCCGAGAGGAUGCUGUGCGCAAAGCACAAGAAGACGCAAAAUCAGAAGCAGAAGCAAAAGCUGCUCAGAAACGAGAGCGCAGCAAGUUUGCUGUGGAGGCCACAAUUAAGGUAAAUCAGGUGCUGCCUGAGUCAUCCUUACGAGCAGAAAACAGGAUUGCAAAUAAUGGAUAACCAAUAUUAUACCUACUGACAAUAUUAUGAAGGUAAAGGUAAAGGGACCCCUGACCAUUAGGUCCAGUCAUGAUCGACUCGGGUUGCGGCGCUCAUCUCGCUUUAUUGGCUGAGGGAGCCGGCGUACAGCUUCCAGGUCGUGUGGCCAGCAUGACUAAGCCGCUUCUGGCGAACCAGAGCAGCGCACUGAAACGCCGUUUACCUUCCCACCGGAGCGGUACCUAUUUAUCUACUUGCACUUUGACGUGCUUUCGAACUGCUAGGUUGGCAGGAGCAGGGACCGAGCAACGGGAGCUCACUCCGUUGCGGGGAUUCGAACCGCGACCUUCUGAUCAGCAAGUCCUAGGCUCUGUGGUUUAACCCACAGCGCCACCCGCGUCCCUUAUUAUAUUAUAAUAUUAUACCUACUGACAAUAUUAUACCUACUGACAAAUGUUUCUUCAGAUGCUACAGUUUGCAUUGCAGCCUCAAAGUUAACAUGGGUGGAAGCUACACACAUAUUAAAAACACUGUGAAAAUGCUUUCUUUAAAAAUGUUUUGAAAAAUGCAUUGAAUUUGGCAUAUCACAUUCUUGCCAUGUGUGGAACAAGUCACCCUUCUUUUUUAUAUAUAUGGGCAGCAGUGUGUUUUACCUUUGCUGGGUAUCCAGCAAAAGUAAUGUGCUAUAUCCUCCACCCCCUCCUUCAUAAGAGUUACUGUGUUGAAUAUAAGAGAUAAGUCAUGAAAGACUUUGCACCUCAAAAGUAGUUGUAGUGCAGCGUUUGACGGUUCUGCAAUUCAAUCAGCUAGAAGAUGCGGAAAGAGAAAGGAUAGAAAUGCUGAAAGAAAAGGAGCGGAAAAAAGCCACUGAGGAGAUUGAGAAAUGGAAAGAGCAGAACGAGAAACAAAAGAAGAUUCAUUUUUGUCAGCCACAUCAGGAACACAGAAAAACCCCAGAGCAAAGCAAGCAAGAGAAUAAAAGGAAAGUGAAAUCUUCAAGUAGAGGAACAUCCAAGUCAAGUACAUCUACAGGAGGUAAAAUGUUCUUGCUGUGUUCAAAACAAACUAAACAUUUUAACCUUCCACUGCUUUUGGCUUGUGAAACCAUUUCUAAUCUGUCUUCACCCUAGUAUCCGGGCUCAGCAUUAUUGCUCCAUUUUUUAUUUCAGCUGCUUUUAUUCCUUGCUAAAGUAUCAGCACAGUACUUUCCUCCUUUGUGGCAUCUCCUGGUGGUCCUAGGACUUUACAGUAUUGACAGUACACAAUAGGUUAUCUGUAAUUGGUUUUAUAUGUUCUCCAUGAUUAUUUGUUGUUUAUAUUUUAUAUAAGGCCCAGUUGCCUUUUUGGCUUUUUAAAAAAAAAAUGAUUUAAAUUAUGAGAUAAAUUAUCUAAAAGUGUUCCCAUCCUGAGAGUUAGCUUGCCUGUUAGUGUUUCCCCUGAGGUCUUUUUCUUCCUUCUCAGUGGCUUGCACCAUCAGAUGCACAUGUGCUGGUGUGCUUCUUUGGGCCUUCAGGAUCCCACCAGGCACUACCCCCAGGAUAUUGGAUGCUCUAAUCAUAGCAAAUGCCAAAUGUUUAUCUCAGCAGUGGUGAUACAAAUAACGAGACAUUUUACAUGCAGCUUCAGCCCUGUUAGUUUUAAAUAAUCUGUACUUGUAUCAUCCUGCCAACGCCUGCCAAAUAAAGGUUAGAAAGAGGAAACCUAUUUAGAUCUGUGCUCAAGACUCUUCUUUUCCCUCCCUGGUUGCUGUGAACUGAUACAUUGAAAAAUUAAUUCAUUAUGUAUCCUGAUUAUUGCAGAUACAAUUUCUGGAAAUAUGUUUUCAGAGAAGCUGAAGGAAGAAUCUAUCCCUGCUCCGCGAUCUGCCAGUAGCAUUGAAAUAAAAUUCACCCCUCGCGUCUUUCCUACAGCUCUCAGAGAAUCCAGGAUUCCAGAAGAGGAGGAGGUAGGGAGACCCAGCUGCUCUGCUGUGGCUUCAAGGCAUGCUGAGGAGCUGCAGUUGUAGAGUGGGGCGUGGGGGUGGGCAGGCCUCCGGCAUUAUUUUAACUACUUUAGAAAAAAGAAUCUGGAUAGACAAUCUCACACGUAGAAAGCAAAAAAUAAAGGUACUUUGAAAAGGUCACAAAGUGAUGUGGACUUUAAAUGGAGGGAGAGGAUUUGUCCUACUGGUUGCUAAUGAUGUCAUAGAUACUGUCCAGUAGGAGCCAGUGACACUUCUUCAGUCAUGUUCCUCACAGCAAUUGAAACUGCAAUGUCUGGGCCAGCUGCAGGCAGGAAAGCAUGUUCUCCUGUCAGUGAAAUGUUGGCAAUGAAAUAGCCCCACAACACACAUGGCAAAUUGAGGGAAGACUUCAGCCAUUGAGAAUUAACUGUGCACUUAUGAUGUUGUAAACUGAUGGUUUGGAAAGGCCUGUAUGCUAUUAAUUCAGAGGACAGUGGAAGCAGGCUGUAAACAAAGGGAAAGGAGAGUGUUUUUUUGUGGAAUGUGGUUUUCUUUAUGAAUGUGUGCAUGUACUGCUAUGACUUGUAAAAGUAAGCAGUGCCUGCCCACCAAAAGGGAUUAUGACAAUGACCCUUACCACAAACUAGAGCAAAGGUAAUGCACAAACACUGCAGAGAAACUGUACGCAAUGCUUCUCUGGAGGUACUGAUUUUCUAUCACAAAAGACACAAGCAAACAAGCCUGAGUUAACUGAAAGUUAUCAACAGCCAUUGGCCAUAAUAACUCAGUGGAACUUUCCAUGCGCAGAGGCACCCUUCCUCCAUAAAUUGGUUGCUGAAGGGGAAAGCAAAUGACAAGGGAGAGGGUUGGUUCCAGGCCCUGCCUGUGGGCUCCCCAGAACUACUUGGUCUGCCACUGUGGGAAGGAUGUUGAGCUAGGUGGACCCACCUUGACCUGAUCAAUUUGGGCUCUUCUGGCAUUCUAAAUCUGGAACCCUUUGGAAGUCAAAUGCCAAUACACUUGGUGUUCAGUAUUGUUGCCAUACACUGGCAUAUUCACUUGCAUUUGCUAAAUAGAGCAAUUGAAUAUACUUGUACUGUUUUAGGCACAAAGCACUGCACAUAUCUUUUAUUCACAGUGGCUAUGUAAGCAAGCAGAGGCUCGCAGAAUCAUAAAUUCAGACAUUGCUGAGCUAGAAGAUUUAAAAGAAGAGGAGAAGAAUCCAGAUUGGUUGAAAGACAAAGGAAAGUGCGUUUGGAUGUUGCUUCAAAGGAUGUGUAAAAUCACUUUUAUCUCAUAUGUAAUAAUGGUUUGCUGUUUAUGGGGGAAAGGGAAUGAAGUAGCAACAAGUUGGAUGGGCAGUGUAUGUGUGUUUGUGGUUCAGUGCAGGCUUUUGCGAUUCUUCUCAAGCUCUGCCAGAAUGGCAACAAUUAUGAAUCCCGGUGGGAGUCCUAGAAGUAAAAUUUAGUUGGAUACAACCCUUAGUCCUUUUGGAAAUGUAAUAACUAGACUAUUCUGUAUACUCUUAUCUUUUUAGUAAAAUGUUUGCAACGGGAAAUUAUCUUGCUGCUGUCAAUGCCUAUAAUUUGGCAAUUCGUAUCAGUAAUAAGAUUCCAACAUUGUACUUGAAUCGAGCUGCCUGCCACCUUAAGCUGAGAAAUCUACACAAGGCGAUUGAAGAUUCCUCAAAGGUAUUUGCUUUUAUCAAAGCUUUCAGGUCUGUAGCAAAACUCUGUAUCACAUUCAUUUGUCACCCUACUGCGACUAUACAAGCCUUACAGUAUCAUGUGCAAUACUGUUAUUGUUUAACACUGAGUAAUUAUAAUUUCAUCAAAUAUCAACAUUUCCCAAAAUUGACACCUAACAAAAUGAAAUUCUGUAAAAAUCUGUUUUGCCAUCAUCUAGGUUAGCUGGAACUUUAUUAGAAUUUGCUGUCUGCCAUAGAUUUUUGUUUGUUUGUUUCAUGAGAAUAUUUGUAAGCUGACUUGAGUGCCUCUUGGGGCUAUAAAGCAGGAUAUAAAAUAUAUAUAAUAAAAUUGGCUGAUGCCACUGUGUUAGGAUUACAAAACAGUUGGGUUCAAGGGCAAGUUCAUGCUCUCCCUCCCCCCCCUUCUUUGUGUGUGUCACUCGUAAGGGUGUAUGUGCACUAUGCAGCUGUCAACUGAUAAGCCUGGUUUUGCUACUUUAAGUAAGGGUCUGAUACUGUCCUUGCCUGCAGCCUGUAGUAGUUUCCUUACCAGUCUACUUACUGCCCUCUUUUAUUAUUAUAAUCUGCUAAUUUAUAUGCCUCUUAAUGGCCACAUGACUUCUAAGUGGUUUACAAAAUAUGAAAACUAAUUGUGCAAUGUUGUUAAAAUGCAGUAAAAUACACCAUUAUUAAAAUACAUAUUAAAAUAAUCUCAGUAAAAAUGUCAAAAUAUAAAUGGCUGUAGCUCAGUAGUGGAGCAUCUGCCUUGCAUGCAAAACCAGCAUGAGAACCAUCGUGAUGUGGUUAGAGUACUGGACCAGGGGGUGAAUCCUCACUUGGCCAUGACCCUUACUGGAUGGCCUUGGACCAGUCACUGCCUCUCAGCCCAAUCUACUUCACAGGGUUGUUGUGGGGGUUAAAUGAGGAGGAGAACCAUGUAAACUACCUUGAGUUCCUUGGAGGAAAAGGUGGCAUAUGAAUGAUGAUGGUGGUGGUGAAGAAGAAUAGGACCCAUGUUCAGUUCUUGGUGGCAUCUGCAGGUAGGGCUGAGAGAGACCCCUGCCUGAAACUCUGAGAGCUCUGGAGAGCUGCUUCCAGUCAGUGUCAAUAAUGCUGAGCUAGAUAGACCGAUGGUCUGACUCAGUAUAAAGCAGCUUCCUUUUCUAUAGUGAAAAUAUACAGUAAAACAGUUGGGCAGUUAAAGCAAGAGAGCUGCGGUCUGUGCCCAUUUGUGCACCAGGUAGCAAUAUGUUGUAGCUGCUGCCAGUGCCGGAUUUACAUAAAAGCUAAACAAGCUAUAGCUUAGGGCCUCUAAUUGUGAUAUUGAUUUAAAAAAAUAAAAAAUACAGAUACCCACUAAGACUUCAGACACCUCAGCCAAGGCUCAGCUUGUUUUGUUUGUGCUCCAAGGUGGUCCAGCAGAGAGGUACUUGACAUGUUUGUGUCUCUGCAAAUGAAGGCAAGGAACCUGAUAGAUUUGAAAACAAAUGCUGGCAAAUGCAUGUGUGAGUCGUACACUGUCUUCAAGGGACAGCUAAGCUGACUUCCAAGCUUGUGUGUUUUAUUUUUCAAGGCCCUGGAAUUACUGACUCCUCCUGUUCCUGACAAUGCUAAUGCUAGAGUGAAAGCUCAUGUGAGGCGUGGGGCAGCAUUCUGUGGACUGGAAUUGUAUGCUGAAGGUAAAGGAAAGAUACAUGCUGAAGAUAACAUUCCUGCAUUUGUUGGGAUUUAUUGUAUGAUAUGAACAAGACUUUGUUAAUCUGUACUUUUUUUUUGCUUGUUCAUCCAGAAAGUUAAAUCUUUUAAAAUUUUAGUUUUGUUUUAUUUAUGGAGAUGGGAUGAUGCAAUACAAGGCAUUCGCCCGACUCAAAAUAGACCUAAUGACAUCAACGGACUUAAUGAACUUCUGCCCAUUGAUUAUUUCAGUAGGUCCACUUUGAAUUAUUUGCAUCACCCACAGUCUGUUAACACACUGUUACCCGCAACCAAUAGAAACAAAACCACAAAAGUGGUUUUUUCUACAAGUACUAUUCCUGUUAGAUGAAAUAUUUAAGUAUAUUGGACAGUGUGUUGCAUUGGAACACUUUAUUUUCUAAACUAGCUUUCUUUGCCCAAUGUAAAAGUGAACAGAAAAGUCUUCUGUAUCUUCCUUUCCUUUUCCAAGUAGUUUCUCUCUUUGUAAAUAUAUUUGUUUGCUACCUUGUUUCCUUUAGCUUUACUGUUCAUCUAAUUUGGAGCUUGACAAAAUGCUUCCUUACUUCAAUCUGCUUUCAUCAUUUCUAGCACCUCUAGAUUUCUGUAGUAAAAUAAUUGGUAUGUUUUGCCUUCAGCUGUAUUUUCCUUCUCCAGUACAUUUCCCCAAAGAAAAUUAUGUAAUACUUCUCCCUAAAUUUCUGGGAAUUGGAAGGUGAGCAGCCAUUAUGUCCCACUUCUCCCCUCCAAUGUAGCACAAAGUAACUCAAAAGACAAGGCACCAAAACACCCAUUUCCCUGUUUAUUCACUCCAUGCAGGUGCUUUUGAGAAAAAAGAAAUGCACAGCUUCUCAGUCUACUACACAUAACCAUAGUUUUAUCAGUGACUCAGCACAGUCGUGUUCCUGUUGUCAAUAUCUAGAAAUCUAACUUGCAUUUCUGCAAAGUACUGGUUUUUUAUGGGUGGCUGCAGGGAGCCUUUGGGUUCCGAGUCAAACCUGAAGAGCAGGCAUUGCUUGUAUUCUGUUUUAGAGAUUUCCUUGCCUGUAAAUACCAUUGUUUAUUAAAGGAAAAUCUGUCCAUCUGUUUCCCAGGUCUUGCUGGUAUAAAGACUUUAUGCUAAAGGAAGUGUAGAAUAGCAACAAUAAAGUAGGGUACUACCAAUGGCCUCUAAAAAUGUCCCUGCUAGGCCAUGUUAUAGGACUAAGAAGCACAUUCUGUAUUGGUCAGCAAGACAAUCUAACUCCUAGCCAGGCAGCAGCAGGGUGUAAUGAAGUGGUAGAGCCAGGGCUGCAUCCCCAUUGCUCACAUUAUCCAGGAAAGAUGGUGGAGGGGGGUACAAAUGGUAGAACCAGUGGAUCUCAGGCCACCAACUUAGCCCUUUCCCAUACCUCCAUUUGGGGGCUUUGGGGAUCCCACAGGCAGAAGAGGGGCUUUGGAUUGCAGCCCAGGGCUAUAAUCCAGGGAUGGGGAACUCCAGAUGUUGUUGGAUUCCCAAUUCUUAGUAGUCCCACUAGCGUGGCCAGUUGUCAAGGAUAGUAGGCUGUCCAGCAGCAUCUGGAGGGCCAUAGGUUCUUCACCCCCAGUGCAAUCCUAUACAUACAGUACUUACCUGUGAUUAAACCCCUUUGAACACAGGACUUACUUGUAAGUCAAUAUGCACAAAAGUAGAUGCUUCUUCUAAUUCUACUUUAUAGUAUGUUGCUGCCAUUGUAUGAUUAAAAUGCAUGCUAAAUUAACCCUAGGUCUCCAAGAUUAUAUUGCUGCUCUCAGGAUUGAGCCCACAAACAAAAAUGUAGAAGAUGAUGCUGAGAAGAUUCGACGCAUAAUUCAAGGAAAUGAAUGAUUCAUGGAGGUGGAGAAUGCAAAUUGGUGAUCAGCUAUCAUGUCCAUGCUAGUAAUGUUGAUACUUAUCCUUGGAAGAUAUUUUGUUGGUGUAUUAAAUAAGUAGUUGGAUAUUCCUCUUCUUUAGCUCAAGUAUAGUAGUUAACAAAUAUGGCGACAUUUGAGGGCCUUUAUAAGAAUAAAAUAUAAAAAUGCUUUCUUAAACUUAGAACACAUAUUUUCUUAUCUUGCACAAUAAACAAAUAGAAAAGCCU
Messenger RNA from Podarcis lilfordi (Lilford's wall lizard), 11645 nucleotides. The record is from the annotation of a GenBank genome assembly. NCBI's taxonomy places the organism in Eukaryota, Metazoa, Chordata, Lepidosauria, Squamata, Lacertidae.